AAAGUCUCAUCUAAAAAUAAUACUUGUUUCACUUAACAAGAUCCUUCUUGGAGAAGUAAACCUUUAGAAAGUUUAGAAAGUUAAACCUUGAGUGUUCUAUGCAAACAAAAACAUUCUAACGGUAUAGCAAAACAAGAACUAAAAGAAGAAACAUUUAGAGGACGUGUGUUGCAGCGUACUACACAAUGGAGUCAGCGCCUACAUUACCCAACGAGGAAGAAAAACCAAAGAACCCUAACAGACGCAUAGGAGUUUGUGAAUCUUUAAUUUUGGCAGCAAAAAAACAAACUGAAGAAAUUGAGAAAGAAAAGACAGCACAUCAAGAAUUUUUAAAUUCGCAACCACUGCGAAAAUUGAAAUGCAAAAAAGACUACGAUGAAUUUCAAGACACCGUGGCUCUUCAAAUGAUCUUUCACGAAUUCAGUGCAGCAGACCUCUUGAACCCUAGCACGGGCAUCGGUGUAGAAGCUUUGUACAAGCUAAUGGACGACCUCAUGGAAGAUGUUGAAAAGGACACUGUGAGGGCAUGGAUCAACGAAUAUGACAAGGAUUCCAAUGGCUUAAUAGAUAUAACUGAGUUUGUCCAGGUUAUGUUGGACAAAAUCAUGCAAGUAACGGACACACAGGAGGAAGUACUAGCAGCUUUUAAGGAAUUCGACAAAGAUAACACUGGUUUUAUCAACUUAACCGAGCUUCUUCGCAUCAUGUCAUUAUUAGGUGAUCCUCUCUCAGACGAAGAGAUGAAUUUGUUUAUGCUAAAGUCCGACAUAGAUGGUGACGGUAUGGUGAAUUACGAAGAAUUUGUACGGCUCAUGUUCGGGAAAAACGAAAAAGCAAAAAACCCUCACCAAGGAGAUAAGAAAAAAAAGAAUGUUAAAGGAACCUGACGUCGACGAAAAUGAUUUGCACGUUAUAUUUAUUUAUAUUGUUAUUUUUCUUGUAUAGCAAAAAAAUUCGCCUUUGAAGGUAAAGAAAAUAUGAGUAAGAAAGCUGCAUAAAAUAUGAAUGAAAUUUUUGACAGAUACUUCCCAGCUUUCAAAGACUGACAAUCCUGCUCCUAAAAAACCCUCUAAAUUCGGUCACAGCAAAUGCGGAGCAAUCUAUGAAACAAGAUUUCAAUGUGACAAUAAUAUCGAUGACUUCAAUAUAAUUAAUAAGAAGAUUUGUC
Hydractinia symbiolongicarpus is the source of this 1168-nucleotide messenger RNA. RefSeq lists its product as uncharacterized. The record is from RefSeq and is a predicted model, not a curated record. The transcript has 3 exons. The coding region runs from base 186 to 887 and encodes 233 amino acids. Lineage: Eukaryota; Metazoa; Cnidaria; Hydrozoa; Anthoathecata; Hydractiniidae. Gene Ontology annotation, molecular function: enzyme regulator activity; calcium ion binding.